UUAACAGAUAUGAGACAGCUACCGAUAUAGCGUGCUGUAGGAUGUUUAAACAGGAUAUGUAGACAUCUCGCAGACGUUUGUCAGAAGGUGGACUUUUAUUCCGACGUUUUGGUAAGUUAAAUGGGCGCCCCGGAUAUGCUGCGCGGUUUACUACAGCUGAUAAGCAGGCGCUCGUGAGGCGCGGCGCGGUAGGUCCAGUCCUCCUCCUCCUCCUCCAGUCAUGACAAAAUGGCGAGCGGAGUUGGCAGUAAGUAAGUAAUUCUAUGCGGGGUUUGGACCGCUGUGCGACUGCGAUGUGGAGCCUGCGCGAGCUGCGAGUUUUGUGAAAGCUGCGGGGCGGCGGGGGAAGCCCGGUGCGGGUGCGUGUCAGAUGCAGCUGUCUGCGGCCACAUCCCGCAGGAAUCGCCGCCACCACAGAGGAGAAUGACAUUCAUUGGCUGAUCCGCAGGAGACAAGUGAUCCCAAGAUGACAGCGAACGAGCACAAGUUGCUGCUGGGCCCCACUGAACCCUGGUCCAUCAGAGAGAAGCUGUGCCUGGCCUCCUCAGUCAUGAAGAGUGGAGACCAAAACUGGGUAUCUGUCAGUCGUGCCAUUAAACCGUUUGCAGAACCUGGCCGACCUCCAGACUGGUUCUCUCAGAAGCACUGUGCAUCCCAGUAUUCAGAGCUUCUGGAGUGCACUGAAGCCCCAAAGAGGAAGCGAGGUGAGAAGGGAGAGGUAGUGGAGACGGUGGAGGAUGUGAUUGUGCGAAGGCUCACUGCAGAACGGAUCGAGGAGCUGAAAAAGCUUAUCAAAGACACUCAGGAGAAACACAGGAAGCUGAAGAGAGAGGCAGAACUGAUCCAGGCAGGCCACCUGGACUCCAGAUUAGAUGAGUUAUGGGGAGAUAUAGUACAGAACAGAAAGCAAGAAGAGGAGGAGGCUGAGGUGAAGAGAAAGGCGACAGAUGCAGCCUAUCAGGCCAGACAGGCAGUGAGGAACACUCCAAAGCGCUUGUCUGGUGUGACCAUGCGUUCACCCUCUGGAGCUGCCUCUCCGGGCCUGGACUUCACCCUAGGAGACUCAUCUGAAGAUCUGGGCACCGCCGCCCCAGGCGCAGGCUCGGCAGUGUUCACCCCCGUGGCGGAGCUGGCGGGGGCCGGGUUGGUGGAGGUGGGGUUGAGCUCCUUGCUUGAGGACUGCUCAAAUCAAAAGAAGCUCCUGGGUCAGAAAACCACACCACCACCCUCACCAUUGCUGUCUGAGCUGCUGAAGAAGGGCAGUCUGCUCUCCGCCAGCCCCAGACUGGUGGCGGAUGGUGAGGCCCCGACUGGUCAGGUGGCAGGUUGCCAAGAAUCACAGCUUACAGCUUCAGCUCUGCCUGCCUCCCAGGCAGUGACCGGUGCUCCCACGCUGUCUCGUCUGCUGGAAGCUGGCCCCACCCAGUUUCCUUCUCAGCUGGGCUCUUUGGCUCCUGCAGAGUCCGCCUCCCGUGCUGCCCCACCUGCUGCUGCUGUUGCACCUCCUGUGGACACCCCUGCUUCUCUAGAUACAGCAGGAGAGGACGAUGGACACUCCGUCUCAGUGGAGAGUAAAGCGUCAAUGUUGGAGGAAGAAGACUUGGUCACUGUUUCUUACAUGGCGGAUGAGCUGGAUUUGGAGACAGUAGGAGACAUCAUUGCUAUUAUUGAAGACAAGGGUGAUGGGAAUGCCGAGGCUCUCGAUGCAGCAGCCGUAGAAGCAGCUCUGUCUCUUUGUGAGGACACAGGUCACGUGCUGUCGGGUCACUGGGAGGCCGGAUCUUUUAAGCCUGUGGGUCCUGAGUCUUCUAGCACUGUUUGUGCAGAAUCUCUGGUGGUGCCCUCACUGCAUCCAGCACUGGAGGGGAGGGCGGAAGGUGUUGGGGUCAGACAUGAGCCCUGUGGCUCCAGUGAGGGUUGUGGGCAGGGUUACCCCAUGCCCUCCUCCUCCUCUUCCUCCUCCUCUUCCUCUUGCUGCCCCUCUGGAGAGUUAAAGCAUGCUCAGAUGACCGGAGUUCAUUCUGAGCUGAAACCAGAGCCGGGACACACAGGCAAAGAGGAAGGGCAGCACACGGCAUCACCACCUGCUGCAGUCAAGAGUGAGAGUGUUGAAUGGCCACAGUCUCAGAUAGGUUCUCACACAGACAACGAUUCCGCUGCCAGACAGCACUCCAAGAAGGAAGUGAAAGAGGAGGAAGAGGAGGAGGAUGAAGGAGUGAGUGAUGCUGAAGAGGGCAGUGUGUUGGAGGCAAAGGCAGGGUUGGCAGGUGAUGGAGGUGAAGAGUGUGGGGGUGAUGAGGAAGGGGAGGGGGUGGAGGGGUAUCUCUCGGAGGCAGAGGGGGAGACAGAACUGGAGCCUCCGGCCAGUGAAAGUGAAGACGGCUGCAGCAUGCACACGGCCUCCUCCUCCCUACAGCUUCACACCACCGCUGACUCCAUCCCCAGCAGCCCCGCCUCCUCACAGUUCUCUAUAAGCAGUGAGGAUCAGGAGGCAAUCCAAGCACAGAAGAUCUGGAAGAAAGCAAUCAUGCUGGUAUGGCGGGCAGCAGCCAAUCACAGGUACGCUAAUGUCUUCCUUCAGCCAGUGACGGACGACAUCGCCCCAGGUUACCACAGUAUUGUUCACAGGCCCAUGGACCUUUCCACCAUCAAGAAGAACAUUGAAAAUGGACUGAUCCGAACCACAGCAGAGUUUCAGCGCGACAUCAUGCUGAUGUUCCAGAAUGCGGUGAUGUACAACAGCUCGGACCACGACGUCUUCCACAUGGCUGUGGAGAUGCAGAGAGACGUGUUGGAGCAGAUCCAACAGUUUCUGGCCACUCAGCUCAUCAUGCAGACCUCAGAGUCCGGCAUCAGCGCCAAAAGCCUGCGCGGCCGAGAGGCCAACCGCAAGCAGGACCCUAACGACAAGGACAGUGUUCCCAUGGCCUCUCCUGCAUUCCUUCUCUCUCUCUUUGAUGGGGGCACCAGGGGCCGACGCUGUGCUAUAGAGGCUGACCUGAAAAUGAAGAAAUAAUCAAGACCAACCCUGAACUCCAUCCUCUCCAUGUCUUGUGACAGAGCCACAAAAACUGUUACUGUAACUUUGUGUCCCUCAGAACUCUUACUGCUUGUCUCCUUCCUCUCUCCCCACUCCAGGUAAACGUAAGCACUUGCACCCGGUUAAUUUGACUGGAAUUUUGAGAACACGAGAACAUGUACAGCAAGAGGAGCCAUGUGCCAUCUUUGUUUCGGACAGACUGUCCUGCAGUAUGUGUGAUUGUGUCAGGCUUGAACACUAAUGGCACAAGUACGGUGUGUUGUAUGGUGAUAUUUGCUUUGUGUGCAGUUGAUACAUGUGAAAUGUAUGAGUACAAUAAAAUGAUGAUGACUGGG
Molecule: messenger RNA, 3375 nt
Organism: Astyanax mexicanus (Mexican tetra)
Lineage: Eukaryota; Metazoa; Chordata; Actinopteri; Characiformes; Acestrorhamphidae
Gene: brd8a
Product: bromodomain containing 8a
Exons: 20
Coding region: 467-3016 (849 amino acids)
Cellular component (GO): NuA4 histone acetyltransferase complex
Molecular function (GO): protein binding
Source: RefSeq, a predicted model, not a curated record